Molecule: messenger RNA, 1799 nt
Organism: Macrobrachium nipponense
Lineage: Eukaryota; Metazoa; Arthropoda; Malacostraca; Decapoda; Palaemonidae
Product: histone-lysine N-trimethyltransferase SMYD5-like
Biological process (GO): negative regulation of gene expression, epigenetic
Molecular function (GO): protein binding; histone H4K20 methyltransferase activity
Source: RefSeq, a predicted model, not a curated record
GCCUCUGGAAACGGCAGAAGAAAAUGCAUCUCGACUCGCACAAAAUCCUCAGCUGACGCUUCCGUACCCAGAGUGUUGUGAUACCAAAAAAGAUUCGAUUGUCGAGUGUCCCCACUGUGAUUCAUCGUACUGUAGUCGAGAAUGCAGAGCGAGCGCUUGGACGCAGUACCACGAGACGCUUUGUCUGCGUUCUUUUACACCAGAUCCCUCUCAUCCCCUCGUUAUGCUACAGGAGGCUUGGAAGUGGUGGGGAUUGCAGCAAGAAUCUUGCCACUUGAAUGCGUCUGCUGCUGCGAGCAAAAAGCGCAGAGGGACCACUGACGUACAAUAUGGACAAAUGCACUACCCACCAGAGACAGCGUGCAUUAUGCUACUCGCCAGAAUAAUUGCCACAGUACGGCAGGCGACAGACAAAGAGGGUGCCAUUGCUCUCUUCAUGCAGUUCUGUCAUCGGACAGUGAACGAGGAGGAGGAGAUAGCGCACAAAUUGCUUGGCGCAGAAUUCCAUGACCAGUUAGAGACGCUGCGCAGUAUGAUGGAAAAAGCUCUGUGGGCCCCAGAGGUUCAGCAUUGGCUGACACCGGAAGGCUUCCGUUCCUUAGUUGCUCUGGUCGGAACCAACGGCCAGGGUAUAGGCACCAGCCCCCUCAGUCGAUGGGUCCGAAACUGUGAUGUCGUGGAAGUGGGGACGCCCGAGAGAGAGAAGCUCGACCGUCUUAUCGAUAACAUUUACGAACAGCUUGAGAAGGAGGCUGGAGGGUUCCUGAAUAAUGAAGGCUCCGGGCUAUACCCACUCCAGAGUUCGUGCAACCACAGUUGUGACCCCAACGCGAUGCCCACAUUCCCAUACAACAACUUCCAUCUCGUCAUGAUCGCCGUGAAGGAUAUUACGGCCGGGGAAGAGAUCUGUGUGAGUUACCUGGAUGAGUGCAACUUGGAUCGAAGCCGUCACUCGCGAAAUAUUAUCCUCAGAGAAAACUACCUCUUUACUUGUCGCUGCCGUAAGUGUCUGGAACAAGCUGAUGACCCAGAUGUCACCAGUGAAGAGGAAAUGGAAGAAGGUGAAGAGGAAGAAGAGGAUUAGAGGGAAAUAGUGUUCGUAACGCAUUAAUAAAAUGAACCCUGCGUAACCUUCACCGAAUGGCUCUACCUCGCCCACAUCGAAGGUGCUUCUACGUACCAUGCAAAUAAGUUCAGCUUUACUCACUAAUGAAAGCAAGCAUUAACCUACAUGUUAAUAGUUUAACAUUAGUGAUCCUCAUUAGUCAUAUUUAAUGUUAAGACUUCCUUCUCUUUUCCGUGUGCAAACCAGUCUUGGAGUUCUGGUGUACUUCCAGCCGAUGACUUUCUGAAAUUACCGAACGUUUGAUCGUAAUUGUUGUAUCGUGUGACGGAUUCUGUCCAUAGUUCUUACGAAAGAGAUAGAUGUAGUGUAGACUUUUUUUACAAUGAUUUAUGGUGGUACAUUGCAUGUGGCCAGGCACAACAAAAGCCCUUUUUAACAGGUCGUGAAGGUGCCAGUUGGCCAUAUUUUGCAUACAGACCCAUUAAGUUCAGUUUCAUAGAGCAGUUUGGUGGCAGAGCACCUAGGUAUGGAGUUCCCAAGAUUAGAGUUGAUUAGAAUUUGACCAGGUCUCUAUCUACAUUAUAGGAGAUGCAUAUCUGUGAGAAUAUGGUCUUUAGAUGAAAUUCUUAUUGUUACAGUGCUGUUAUAGUAUGUGUUUAUAUAUAUAUAGUUCUGAAAUGUACAUUGGCAUCUAGUGUUGCAGUACAUUGGCAGAAUAAAAUUUUACACCUUA